Molecule: messenger RNA, 2415 nt
Organism: Magallana angulata
Lineage: Eukaryota; Metazoa; Mollusca; Bivalvia; Ostreida; Ostreidae
Product: caspase-9-like
Exons: 10
Coding region: 190-1548 (452 amino acids)
Biological process (GO): regulation of apoptotic process; proteolysis
Molecular function (GO): cysteine-type endopeptidase activity
Source: RefSeq, a predicted model, not a curated record
AUAAACAAUCGAGUCCGUGUUUACAUGGAAAAUGCAGGGGAUUUACCGAAUAUUUCCGCGCGAUAUUUUAAAUUGUGCUUUUCAUGCAGAAACCCUAUCUUGUAUACUAAUUCGUCACGAAGGUAGUAUGUACGUUUGAGACUCCCUGGAGAGGACUGACAGGUUUGGUCGCUAGGUGGCGUGGUUAGGAUGGACGACAGAGAGCGCUCCAUACUGAGGCGGAGUAGAAGUCUGUUCAUCCGGGACCUCGUGGAUGUUGUCACGGUGUGUGAUCGCUUGUACCAGAGGGAGGUGCUCAGCGAGGGGAUGAAGAACGAAAUAUUGUCCGAGACCACAAGAGAAAAUCAAAUUCGUACACUGAUGGAUAUGAUUCCAAAGCGAGGCCAGAAAGCUUAUGGGGCGUUUUAUGACGUUUUGGAAGAAACUUACCAGUACAACCUCGCCAGUAUUCUCUACCCUGGGGGUCGACUAAACACAACUCCAUAUCCUCCAAAAGCAGCAAUAGAACCUCGGCAGUAUGUUGGGUUACCUAAGACGCCUCUGCACAACUGGAUGACAGGGGCAAAGCGAGAACCGAUGGAGUCUAUCGGAGAAUUCCAGGCGCACAGGAAACCUGUAGAGUCCUUUGAUGAUGACCUCGUGGUGCCAAGUAUGGAACUUCAUCCGGAACACCACAAAUCCUUAAAAGAGAAAGAUUUUCGGAAGUUAAGAACUACGGAAGAGGAUUUUGUCUUUCCAUAUGAUUGGCCGUCUGAGCAGGACCAUGCACAGUCUAUGGAUUUCCAAAUCCGCCUUUCUCAACGUCCACAGGGUGAUUCUAAAGAGGACGAGCUUGCUGUCUACCGAAUGAAAGAAGCAACCCGAGGUAGACUAGUUAUUAUCAAUAACUUCCUGUUUGGUGAUGAGGUGGACAAAGAAAGAAUGGCACGGUCCCAGCAAGACGCCACAAGUUUGGACGUUCUCUUCAAACAGUUACACUUCCAGACAAAACAACACAGCAACCUAACGCUAAAGAACCUCUCCAGUGUGCUUGAGGGAGAGAGAACACGUGACCAUGCCUCUCUGGAAUGCUUUGUCAUGGUGAUCAUGUCACGUGGUGACGGAGAACGUCUGUUUGGCGUUGAUGGUUAUAAAAUAGACACUGACACAAUCAUUUCCAUGUUUGAUAGUGAGCAUUGUAGCUAUCUUCGAGGGAAACCGAAGGUUUUUAUUUUUCAAACAUGCAGCGAUGCGCCUAAAUCAGGCACCGCCGAGUUCCAAAAGAAAUCCAAAACACCAACAUCUUCGUCUUCGCUUACUUUAGAGGAUUCUGGCGACUUGAGGGCAGACAUGUUUGUUGUCAAGGCAACAAAAGACGUCGAAGUUAGUUAUAAUGGAGUUUUUGGUUCAAGAUUUAUUCAAUCUUUGGUGUAUCUCAUGAGAAACUUGGUAUGCGAAGAAGAUUUCGGAGAAAUCGUUAAAAAGAUAAAUCACCUUAAUGCGGUCAGCGAGCCAGAGAUAGUGGAGUAUACAAGUUCAUUUACCAAGAAGUUAUUUUUUAAUCCCUGAAAACCUACAAACCUAGAUUUUUUCGAUAUCAUGUUUUCAAAAUACCACAAAAAUAAACCCGGGGCUACUGCAAUGUGAAUAACUUUUGACAAGUACAAUUUGUUUAGUGUGGUGAAAUUCUGGUGAAGAACUAUAGAAUUCUUCAAAUUUUGUAUGUGUUUUGGAUAAUGAUUUGACUCUGUACGUGUUUUUCUGAAUAAUCCAAUAAUAAUACUAGCAAUGUUUUUUUUAAAUUUACAAGCACAGUAUUUACACAAAAGGAAAUGUUUUUUAACAUAUUUUAUUAAAAAUGUUAAUUAAUAUCCAAGUGCAAUAGCACUCACGAUCAUAUUAAAUAGUACCUCACAUUUCAGAACAUUAAUUGCAUGUACAGUAUAUCGCUCACAAUUGACAGUAAACACUGCCAUUAUGGCUGAAUUGUUCAGCCACUUGCCUGCCAAACCACUGCAGACUACUAGUUUAAAAAAUGUUUGCAGUAUUGUUAUUAUUUUGUUCAUUGUACUUUCUUCAAUUUUUUAACAUUAGGUAGUUCCGUUUUCUAAGUAAUAUAAUUCAUAAAAAAUUAGAAUUUUUUUUUAGGGGGGGGGGGGUAGUGACAAAGAUGUUUCAUUUUACACCAUCGUCAAAAACCAUAUUUUAAAAAAACCAUGGGAAUCGAACUGUUUACUUUGAGCUAAUGGUCAAUUCCACUUGUUUAAAGCAAUAUAUCUCAUGUCAAAUAUUUAUUAUUAAGGUGUACAUAUCCAUUCACAUUCACAUUCUGGACAGAACUUAUAACAUGAAACACAUAACCAACAGUAAAAUUAAUCAGAUAAAAAGUUGUCUAUUUCAUACAUAACUAUAGCCUAUAAAAUAUCUUUCAGUAAU